AUGGAGAAUUCUAUCAAAAAGGAAGAGGCGAAUCAAAUUAAUGCUACUAGUUCUGAGAGCAAACAAGCUGAAACCCCAAAGAUUUCUAAUAACUCUAAUCCUUUUCCAGUGUUCAAAGUACCAUUACCA
Messenger RNA from Funneliformis mosseae, 129 nucleotides. The record is from the annotation of a GenBank genome assembly. Lineage: Eukaryota; Fungi; Glomeromycota; Glomeromycetes; Glomerales; Glomeraceae.